GGCUGCUUCUACUCUGGCCACACGUGCAGCCGCGGCUGGCGCCGGUGGCCCCCGUCCGCGAGCACCUCGGGCUCGGUCCCACCCAGGACGGAGCUCCGGCCAUGGCGGCGACCGCGGCGAAGACGCGUGUGUUCCUGGAGGUGCGGAGGCAGCUGCAGAGCGCGCUGCUGAUCCUAGGAGAGCCAAAAGAAGGAGAUAUGCCCAUGGAUAUUUCCAUAACCUCGUCCUCACUCCAGAUGAAAACUCCUGAAGGCUGCACAGAGAUCUGGCUUCCAGCAGAGGUCAGGCUUGUACCUUCUUCUUGCCGUGGGCUGCAGUAUGUCCCUGGAGAUGGACUGCACAUGAGGUUGCAGGCACAGGUGGAAUUCAGCCCAAAACUGAUUUCAGUGUUUAAUCAAAGCUCACAAGCCCAAGAAUACUGCACAUUUUAUUGCCAAUCCUGUGGUGAAGUCAUAAUAAAGGACAGGAAGCUCCUCAGGGUGCUCCCACUGCCGAGUGAGAACUGGGGAGCUCUGGUUGAAGAUUGGUGCUGUCAUCCCGACCCCUUUGCUAAUAAGCCGCUUCAUCCUCAAGAGAAUGACUGUUUUAUUGGAGACUCUUUCUUCUUGGUGAAUUUAAGAAGCAAUUUGCAGCAGCCAAGACCUGAACCAGCCCUAGGGGAGAUGUACUCUAUUUCUUCUGAGAAUCAUUUUAAAUUGGAACCAAAGGCAAAUACCAAAGUAAUCUGUAAGCGUUGCAAGGUAAUGUUGGGAAAGACCAUGUCAUCAGAAACCACUAAGUUUUAUAUGACAGAGAUAAUUAUUCAGCCAUCUGAGAGAAGUUUUCCCAUUAUACCAAGGUCUCAGUUUGUCCAGAGCGUUAUUGCCCAGUGUCUGGUGGAACUUUCCUCCACUAGAAGCACUUUCAGAUUCACUAUUCAAGGUCAGGAUGGCAAAGUGUACAUCUUGCUAUGGCUUUUAAACUCAGACAGUUUGGUGAUUGCAUCUUUGAGAAGUUUCAAAUGUAUCAGAAAAUUUCCCCUGUUAGAAGACACAUUGAAAGCAGAUUCUGAUUCUCCCUGGAAUGCUGUCAAGGUCCUUUACCAGCCAUGCAUCAAAAGUAGGAACGAAAAUCUUGCCAGCUCAUGGGAAAGCGACAUCAGCGUCCACUCUCUAACCCUCCCUUCUGCAACCUGUUUGGAGCUGCUGUUGAUAUUAUCAAGGAAUAAUGCCACACUGCCCCCAUCCCUUCGCCGUAUGAAUUCCUUUCAGGUGGCCUUUUUGAAGAUGUAACUGUUGGAGUUGAGGCAUUCUCCUGCCCCGGCCGACAGCUCUCCAGCACAAAGCACACUGAAGGCCAGCAGUCAGCUCAGUGGGCUUCAGUUACAAAGACAAGAACCAGAGCUACAGAAUGAGAGCAUUGCAUUGAAGUUUUGAGUUUAUUUGUCUGCAUAUGUUCUCUAAGAGUUAACUGUAGAUCUUUGAAAUCCCAGGGCUGUGAAGAAAGUCGUAGUAGCAGCUUGUCAGCAGGUUAAGAUCAGUAUAGAAGUUACAUCUCUAUUUCCCACAGAGAGGAAUAUUCAAAUAUGUGCUGUGUCAGCACCACCUGGAAGGAUGUUAGCUAAUGGAGACCCAUCUGUCCUGUGUGGGAUGCAGUGAGGAACUUCGCUGGUGCAACUGAAUGUUAACUGCUGUAAGUCCUAGGAAAUAAACUUUUAAAGAACUUUUCAGGUCCAUUUAAAACAAAUCUUAAAAAAAAAAAAAGAUCUAGAACUAUGUAUACCUUUUUCAGAGGAAACGUUCAGUAGAUGUUUGUUGAAUGAGUGCUUAUGAAAUUAAAGUUUUCCCAUGUAUACGAAUCUGCAUGUGUCCCUUUUGUUAUUUUCUUUACCACAUGUUAUUGCAAAUUAAUCAGUGUACAUCACUGGCAUCCUGUUACAGAGUUGUCUUAAUCCUUGCGUAUCAGAGCGGGUGGUGGGGAAACCACUGAGUGAGAAUGAAUGAUGGAGCUAGAGUGAGUCCAGUGGAACACAGACUAAUUCUACAGAGAAGGUUUGGGACUUGCCUAGAAUCACAUAGGUAGAAUCAAAGUUGGGACUGGAACCAGGCAGAUCCACCUCCUGUGCCUGACAUCUGAUCCAUAUCUCUCUGACGUGCUCCUUUCCAGCUUUGCAUUCAAGAGGACAGUCUCUGGAUUUGCAACAAUUCCUGUUGCUCAUCAAGACUAUUGGCACUAAUCCUAGUCUACUGACCACCUAACACCUCUUUCUUCAAAAAACCUGAGUUUUCUGUCCCCUAGUUUCUAACAUCCUUAACACAAGUGUCACUUGGCAUUAUGACUUAGUGAAACUUCUAUGAUUUCCUCUUC
Molecule: messenger RNA, 2346 nt
Organism: Cynocephalus volans (Philippine flying lemur)
Lineage: Eukaryota; Metazoa; Chordata; Mammalia; Dermoptera; Cynocephalidae
Gene: UBE3D
Product: ubiquitin protein ligase E3D
Exons: 10
Coding region: 102-1271 (389 amino acids)
Biological process (GO): protein polyubiquitination; protein monoubiquitination; protein autoubiquitination
Cellular component (GO): nucleus; cytosol; ubiquitin ligase complex
Molecular function (GO): cyclin binding; ubiquitin conjugating enzyme binding; ubiquitin protein ligase activity
Source: RefSeq, a predicted model, not a curated record